This is a messenger RNA of Rotaria sp. Silwood2, 378 nucleotides long. Lineage: Eukaryota; Metazoa; Rotifera; Eurotatoria; Philodinida; Philodinidae. The record is from the annotation of a GenBank genome assembly.
AUGGAAGAAAAUAAUCGUUUUGAACUUCUUACUUUUCUGUCUAACGAUGAAGAGUCAGUAGAAUCUGCUUUUGUCGACGCGACUUCAUUAGAUCAAAUAUCUGAAAUAAAUAACAAACAACAAAUAAAAUAUUAUUGGGAUGUACCAGAAUACGUCGAGAAACCGAUUCCACGUUCAUUAAUAUUCAGCCAACAAUUAGAAACACCUCAAACUGUUAAAACAAAAAAGUCUUCAUGUUAUGUUACAAAUACAAAAUGUGACGAAAGAAAAGAUGAAGUUAAACCUUAUCCGACUGUUGAAGUUCAAAAUCAACCUACAACUUUUUCAUAUUAUCCUCCUCAACCCUACAAAUUCAAGCAAAAUUCAUCGAGUGAGUAA